AUGGAUGCCCCCUCCGCCCCCAGCCGGACGGAGCUAGGCAAAGCCAGGGACGCCAUCGCAGCCUUCCUUAUUGAAAAGGACAUUCCGGCCCAGAUCGCAGAUGGCGACACGCAAGCCAAGAGGGAUAUCGACGUCGAGCUCGUUUUCCCGGACAUGUGUUUCCGGCCGUCGACACUUUCCAUCCCGUCUACGCAUCCCGCGGCUGCGGCGUACGAGACUGUCCGCAAAGAGAUUAUGGAGUUGAUUGACCAGACACUACAAGAUAAAUGGUGCGGUUUAUCGCUUCAUCUACUUGGCCUUGUGAAAGAAAGAAGUGACCCUACUGUUGUGGUUUAUCUGUUGCCGUACACCGUUGCAGACUGGGGUGGUCUUGCCGCGCUGAUCCAGGGUCUUCUUCCGCCGGGGGAGAGUAUCAAUGUUGAGUUCCUUCCUGGGAGCUUUGCGUUUACACUUGAUGGUAGGUAG
Messenger RNA from Aspergillus mulundensis, 465 nucleotides. RefSeq lists its product as uncharacterized. The record is from RefSeq and is a predicted model, not a curated record. The transcript has a single exon. Bases 1 to 465 code for a protein of 154 amino acids. NCBI's taxonomy places the organism in Eukaryota, Fungi, Ascomycota, Eurotiomycetes, Eurotiales, Aspergillaceae.